GUAACGAGCCCCCGAAUCCAGAUAGUAUAAUUGUGGGCAUCGGCCGGAAUGUCUGAAUCUGCGCAGCAGCGUUCUUUCAAGCGUCAUCGUCCUAAAGUUCCUCUGGAUCAACGCAAACGAACUGUCAAAGCCUGCACCUCUUGCCGUCUACGCAAGCGACGGUGCAUACUGGGUUCUUCAGACAGAUGUCGGAAUUGUAGAAACAGAAACCUGACUUGCAUAUUCGAGGAAGAUAGGGAUAGCCCAUCUCCACCGACAUCUCACCACACUAGCAUUGACCAUGAGGAUGUUGUGGCACGUUUUAACAUGUCAUAUCCAGAGAUUGGUCUGAAAGCACACCAUUCUUCUUUUCUCCUGGAGAUAAUCAUGGACUCGAGCCGAACAUUUGGGGAGGAGGGGACUUCAAAAAAGGGCUGUGCGGUCUGCCAAAAUACCAGAUACCUGUCGCCUCAUGAGUCUACAUCCACGUCCGAAAACGCUUAUCCCAAACAGGAAACGCAAAAACCGAGUGAUGAUUUGUUGGCGCAUAGAGAUUUUCUCGCGCAUGCCACUGCAGCAGUUUCCCAAACUAAGACAGUGGAACUCAUAGAGGCUGCUACUCCUUUUUACCCAACUGAAGAAUCAGAUUACGGAGAUGAGAAUGUCCUCAUGGGACGAAUAUUGAAGGACUUUCCUUCUCGAGCUACGGGCGAAGCUCUUGUUUCAGCUUUCUUCUUUUAUGCUGAGGCUAACUGGUACUAUUUUGACGAACCUUCAUUUAGAGACCAGCUAUUCGGAUUAUAUGAUAGCGGGCUCUCACCGAAUGUGACCAAUCCCAAAUUCAUCUGUUUGGCCCUGGCUGUUUUUGCCACGGGAAGUCAGUUUGUCCAUCUCUACCAGGCUGAUCAUCUGGACAAUCCAGAAAAAAUGACAGCGGCGCAGACAGGUAUUCCAGGGAUGAGGUAUUUCCAGCAUGCGCAGACACUUGUGCCUCACAUUGUAGCCUCGCCAUGCUUGGAAGGCCUGCUGGGCUGUCUACUACUUGCGUUGUAUGUUUUGCCAAUCCAUAACACCAACACUUGCUACACCUAUCUCGGUCUUUCAUUACGCAUCGCCAUCUGCCUAGGCCUUCAUCGAAAGCCAGCAAGGUCAGAUUUAUCCCCGACGCUUUCAGAAAUUCGCAAUCGUGUUUUCUGGACGACGUAUAGCAUUGAAAGACGGGUUGCUCUCUCGCUUGGCUACCCUGAGACGCUUCACAGCGACGAUAUCGACUGCCCUUUUCCCCAGAGAAGGCCUGACCUGGAUACUCCAUUUUCAUACAGAGCGGAAAGACUGCUGGCAUACACAAAAUUGACCCUUUUACUCAACCAGACAAUUUGCUCGAGGACCUUGGACAAAAGUUCGAGAGAUAUCCAAAAUCAACUUCUAUCUUGGAAAGAGGCCUUACCAUCUCAAUUGAAAACACUGAAUGGUCCUUCCUUGCGACUAAAUGUCCAUUUGCAGCUUCACUACUCCAUGGUAUGGAUUGUUAUCGGUCGCGCUGCCUUGAUCGGUAGGGUACGACGUCUUCUUAGCAAGACAGAGUCCAGCAAAGUCGACGGCGUGACCAGCAAGGAAUGCGAUGAAUUAUCAGAUUCUUGCGUUGAACAUGCUACGCAUAUAAUUGACCUCAUCAAUUUGCUUAGAACUCGCGGGCAACUAGGUCGAUUCUCUUACACUGAUUUCCACACCUGCAGUUCUGCAGCCGUUGUCGUUCUCCUGGAAAGUAUUCUGUACCCACGUCUCACAUCGUUCUCAAAGAUCAGAAUGGCAAUGGAUGCUUUGCGAUACAUGGCCACCGGCAGUGACUAUGCGAAAAAUAGCCUCAAGUAUGUCAACGACUUCCAGGUCGUUGUCAACAAGGCUUUGGCAUCAAUGUACCGCCGAGACCAUGAAACAUCAUGCUCUGUGAGGGUCUCGGGUUCACCAGAGUUUGGAGACUUGCCAAAAAGCCAAGACUCUUUCAUGCAAUCAUCAACGCAGCCUUUUCACCCGCCUGAUUCUAUCUUUUUGGGGUCACAUCCAGAGGUGGACCCUGAAGACGUGGACGUCUCGCAUCAUCAAGGGGGCGAAGAAAUCUCGAGAAUGCCCUUUUUUGAUGAAAUGGAGACUUCUCUUGAGAAUUGUUCUUUUACAGAAUUGCACCUACUUGGAUUCGACUGUCUUUACUCGAGCGAGAUGUUAAAUUGGGACAACGUUGGUCCUUAGUGAGCAGGCAGCUCAGCUAAGGGACUACAUGUGGCAGAGACCACCCACCGCUAUCGCUUUUGGAUGGUCCACCUUCCAGGGCAAUGAUAAAAACUUUCCAAUGAUAAAUUUCCCCCCG
Penicillium brasilianum is the source of this 2344-nucleotide messenger RNA. The record is from the annotation of a GenBank genome assembly. Lineage: Eukaryota; Fungi; Ascomycota; Eurotiomycetes; Eurotiales; Aspergillaceae.